AUGUCCUUCCCAAAUGAAGCCACAUAUUGGCAGGUUUUUCAUACCUUGGAUGAUGCUACAGUCUUCUAUAACAAAUAUGCACGGCAGGUAGGGUUUGACACCCGUAAACAUGGAUCUAAAAGGGUUGGAGAUCUGGUUACAUGGCUAUACGUUGUGUGUAGUAGAGAAGGUGAGAAGCGAGUGAAGUAUAAACAGCUUGAGACUAAACGUAGACGUUCUUCUAGAAAGUGUCUUUGUAAGGCUAAAGUUGCUUUUAAGUUUUGUAAGGGUACUGGUUAUGUUGUUAAACAGUUUGAAGAGCGACAUAAUCACGAUAUGGUUCAAUUACGUCAUAAGCGAUUUAUGAGGCUCAAUCGCAAUAUCGACCUAGUGCAUCAGAAAUUCAUAGCAGAUUGCGCAAGUGUAAAUAUCGGUCCCACGUUGACUUUUAGUCUGCUUAGCGAGGUCUUAGGUGGUUUGGAUUACGUCGGAUGCACCAUUGUCGAGGUUCGCAACUAUAGGCGUGAUCUAAGAGCAUAUGUGGAUGGUGCUGAUGCGCAAAUGGUAUUAAAUGAUAUGAAGCGGAAGAAGGAGAUAUGUUCGUCGUUCACCUACGACUUUAAGGUAAACUCUAAGGGCAGGCUUACACGUCUUUUCUGGUGUGAUCCUAUUGCCAAGCACAAUUACCAUUUGUAUGGUGACAUUGUCUCUUUCGACACAACCUUCUCAACAAAUAGGUAUUGUAUGAUUUUUGCACCAUUCACGGGCAAAGACAAUCAUGGCAGACCCUUUACAUUUGGUGCAGGAUUGUUAUCGAAAAAGAAUGCUCCUUCUUUUGAAUGGUUGUUCGAAAGGUUUGUUAAAUGCAUGGGCGCUGCUCCCAAAUUGAUCAUUACUGAUCAAGAUUUGGGAAUGAAGGUGGCUGUCGAUAGUGUUCUAGUUGAUACAAGACAUCGAUGGUGCAUGUGGCACAUCAUGUUUAAGGUCGUUGAAAAAUUGCCCAAGAAUCAGCUCCACAAUGAGGAUUUAAAGAAGGAGUUUAAUAAAUGUGUGUGGUCGGAGUUGAUAGAUCCUGAAGAAUUCGAAGAAACCUGGCACGAAAUUAUGGAAAAAUACGGCCUUACAAACAACGAGUGGUUUUCGACAAUUUAUGAACUAUUUCAAGGUAUUUAUGAAUCUAUUUACAUAUGCGAUGAUAUACAUGUUCUAGCCUACUUCAGGGAUUUUCCAAUGAGUUCAUUGAUUAAGACCACCUCUGUAUCCGAGUCUCAGAACAGUUUCUUCAAGAGGUACACUAAGUCUCGAUGUAAUCUAGUCGAGUUUCUUAUGAAUUACAACAAUGCGAUGGAUGCCCAAAGGAGCAAUAGCAACAGGUUUGAAUAUCAUGACUCCAACACGACCCCAAUGUUGAAAACAAAUUCUGCACUUGAGAGGCAUGCGUCAACAAUCUACAGUGACGGUGGGAUUAAGGCAAUUCAGGAAGAGAUUGAGGAAACAAUUGAUAUUUGCACAUUGGUAAAGACUUCAAUCGAGGAUGACGCUGAAAUAUAUGUGAUCAAUGACAAGUUCUCUAAGGACUGGUCCGUGUCUUAUUCCAUCUCUGGCGAUUCAUAUUCUAAUUUUGUCAAGCCUGUUCAUUGUGGUUUUGUUGACGAUAUUGAAAAAGCUCUCAUUAUCGAUGUGGCAGCACAAGAAUGGAGGGAUAUGAAAAAAAGCGAUAUUGGGCAAGGGAUUGUAUUGUCUAUUAGUGAUAAGAGGCAAAUGAUUGAGAAUUUCUAUGGGUCUCAAGCCCCUAGCGAAAUAGAUGUCCAUCCUCUCGACGUUGUCAAAACCAAGGGUUCAGGAAGACGGCCUCUUACACGCCUUGAGCAAGCAAUGAAGCUGAAGGCAAAGCCGGGUCGUAAAUGUGCCGAAUGCGGCGAGGUUGGUAAUCAUGAUGCAAGAAAUUGCAAAAAGAUUAAGGAGAAACAGAAGAAAAAGUAG
This is a messenger RNA of Salvia splendens (bonfire salvia), 1962 nucleotides long. Its product is annotated as protein FAR1-RELATED SEQUENCE 5. The record is from RefSeq and is a predicted model, not a curated record. The transcript has 5 exons. The coding region runs from base 1 to 1962 and encodes 653 amino acids. Lineage: Eukaryota; Viridiplantae; Streptophyta; Magnoliopsida; Lamiales; Lamiaceae.